AUGCUACAUAUAUCAACACGAUCCAGCGCUAAACCAAGACAGCUAUUUCAGUAUCUCACUUCUACAGCAACUAAAAGAUCUACAAUAAGACGAUUCUACCAUGAUGAUGAUGUUUAUGGAUAUCGUGUGGCUAGAGAGUAUAAAUUACCAGACUACACGCCGGAAGAAUUAGAGAACCGUAGAAAAUACGCUACAUUGUUACGUAUGGUUCAAGCCUACCGUACCCAUGGACAUGAGGGCGCUCAGUUGGACCCAUUGAACAUCAUGAAAAGAAAGGAAGUACUGGCUCUAAAACCGGAGCGAUAUGUGAAAGGAGGUUUAGAGAAUAAUAAGGAAGUAAAAUACAACUUAUCCGGUAUUCUUCAUGUCAAUGAUGCUGUUCAAGAAAAGCAUGUUAUCGGCCAGGAUGAGGCCAGUUUUGAAACCAUUCUCAACCAUUUGCAGUCUGUUUAUUGUGGGAAAAUCGCGUACGAAUUUAUGCAUUUGCCGUCCGCUAGCGAAAGACGCUGGUGGUAUCAUGCUGUAGAAAGUUGGGAAAAACCGCCUCUAUCAGUGGAGCAAAAAAAGAACAUCCAUAAAAUUUUAUCAAAAUCAGAGGUAUUUGAUCAAUUCCUCGGCAAGAAAUUUCCAAACGUCAAACGGUAUGGGCUGGAAGGCGCUGAAAGCAUGAUGGUUGCUCUGGAUCGUCUCUUUGAACUCUCGGCGCGUCAAAAUGUUCGUGAUAUUGUAGUUGGUAUGCCCCAUCGUGGUCGUCUCAAUCUUCUUUGCGAUCUUUUACAAUACCCUCACGCUGCUCUGUUCCAUAAAAUGAAGGGUCAUCCCGAAGUACCUGGAGGCACUUUUGCUUCAGGCGAUGUCAUUUCUCACUUGGCCAAUAAUCCUGAUCUGACCUAUGCCAAUGGUAAAAAGGUACAUGUCUCGUUGUUACCGAAUCCUUCCCAUCUUGAGGCUAUCAAUCCUGUAGCUAUGGGCAAAGCAAGAGCCAAGCAAACAGACUUGCUGGCUUCUUCUGAUUCCUCCUGUAAUUUGGGGGAUAGAGUGAUGUGUGUGCAAAUUCAUGGUGAUGCGGCUUUCACCGGUCAAGGCGUUGUCAUGGAAACUCUCAGUCUGUCCAACCUCCCGCACUACUCAUCCGGUGGAUCAAUUCAUAUUGUCGUCAAUAAUCAACUGGGCUAUACUACGCCUGCUCAAAAUGCCCGCUCCUCAGCCUACUGUUCAGACAUCGGUAAAAUGAUCAACAUUCCAGUUGUUCAUGUCAAUGGCGACUAUCCUGAAGAUGUUGCAAGGGCCAUUGAUCUAGUAUUUGAAUACCGUAAUAAAUUCAGAAAGGAUAUUAUCUUAGAUUUGAUGUGUUACCGUCGAUGGGGACAUAAUGAAUUAGAUGAGCCUGCUUUCACACAACCAUUGAUGUAUAACAAUAUCCGUCAUCGCACUUCCGUACCAAAGCUCUAUGAAAAGAAGCUCCUGGAAGAAAAAACGCUAUCAUCAGACGCAGAAGCGCAACAUAUCCGCGAUCAGCACAUCCAGCUUUUAGAGAAAGGACUUGAAGAAGCUGAGACUUAUACGCCAAGUACGCAAAUGCAUUUAGAUGGCUAUUGGAAGAAUAUAAAGCAUAUCACUUCAGCCGCUGAGCAAGAGCAACCCGAUACAGGCUAUGAUAUCGACAUUUUGAAACAGAUCAGCGAACUUUCUGUUCGCCCACCCUACACUGACUUCAAGGUACAUCCACGUUUAAAAAAGUACCACAUUGAUCAACGUCUUCAAAAAUCAGUUAAAGAGGACCGUGGUAUAAUUGACUGGUCUAAUGCGGAAGCUAUUGCAUUUGGGUCCCUCAUGCGAGAUGGGCAUGAUGUUCGGAUUUCAGGUCAAGAUGUUGGUCGUGGUACGUUUUCUCAACGUCAUGCCAUGCUGGUAUGCCAGGAUACAGAAAAGACCGUUAUUCCACUAAAUCAUAUGCAACCGAACCAACGCAACUUCUUGGAAGUGGCAAAUUCUCCUUUGUCCGAAUUUGCUGUACUGGGAUUUGAGUAUGGCAUGUCGAUGGAAACACCCAAACGGUUGGUCUUGUGGGAGGCCCAAUUCGGCGACUUCUUCAAUGGCGCACAAAUUAUUAUCGACACAUUUUUGUCGAGUGGUGAAGAAAAAUGGUUAAGGCAAAGUGGAUUAGUUAUGUUGCUACCGCAUGGCCAAGAUGGUGCUGGUCCCGAACAUUCAUCGAGUCGCAUAGAGAGGUUUUUGCAAGUAAGAGAGUGUGAUACGUACAAUUGUUUGGAGAACUUACAUGUGUAUGAUCCUUAUAUUUUGGUUGUUAUGAUGCAUAUUAGAUGA
Molecule: messenger RNA, 2328 nt
Organism: Mycotypha africana
Lineage: Eukaryota; Fungi; Mucoromycota; Mucoromycetes; Mucorales; Mycotyphaceae
Product: oxoglutarate dehydrogenase, E1 component
Exons: 6
Coding region: 1-2328 (775 amino acids)
Biological process (GO): tricarboxylic acid cycle
Molecular function (GO): thiamine pyrophosphate binding; oxoglutarate dehydrogenase (succinyl-transferring) activity
Source: RefSeq, a predicted model, not a curated record